AUGGCGCUAAUUGAUGUAACCCGUUUGAGCCUCCAAAAUCUGACGGCAAGUGAUGAUCGAGGAACUCCACGCCGACAAAGUAUAACAAGUUGGUUCACGGAUAAUCCUGCUUCGGGGGUUACAAAACACUACUUGCCUUCGAAUCUAAGCGUCAAUAGCAGUGGCACAGGCAGCUGGUGCGAAGCUGAUGUUGCCAUCAAAGAGCAAAGUGAUCAGAUAGACACUGGUGUACGGGAAUAUCCCGAUAAUCCAGAGAUGCUACGAUUGCGUACACCACUGCAGCAUAUAACUGAUUCCUCAGCACGGGACUCAGGUCUCAGUUCACAUUCGAGCAAUUCUGCUAAUUUCUUCAUAUGGCAAAAUCAAACAGAGUCUACGUCCAUGUUGGCUACAACGUCGAGUUUAGCUGCAACCAUCCCGCUUAUUAGUGAUCGUGAACCGAUUCCUCCACCAGUCCCACCACAUGCGCCGAAUUCGUACGCUGCAAACGCUGCUGCUCCUGAAAGACGAAGUGCUUGUAAGUCAUUUCGGUCAUGA
Molecule: messenger RNA, 537 nt
Organism: Echinostoma caproni
Lineage: Eukaryota; Metazoa; Platyhelminthes; Trematoda; Plagiorchiida; Echinostomatidae
Source: the annotation of a GenBank genome assembly